AUGUUCGCCAGACUCAUCUUUGUCACUGCGUUGCUCAUUGUAUCCCUUGCCUAUUUCCUGUCCGGCGACACCGCAUCACAGCGCGAGCCAUAUAUCCAGGGCAGAAACAAAACUGUCCUCUUUAUCACGAAUAGCGAGCAUGGCUUAUCAAAUGUCCACCUUGCAACUGCAUCAGCGCUAUUGGAGAACUACUCGGACAUAGAAGUCCAUUUUGCGUCUUUUCCAAGUAUCAAGCAGAAGUUGGAUAAAAUUUUGUCGUUCGCAAGACGUCAAUCUCUCGGCGUGAGGGAUAUUACUUUUCAUGGUCUAACUGGAUUGACCUUUGCACAAGCAAUUGUUAAAGAAGGACGAAGCUUUAUCUCUCCCCCAGGCUGGAGAGGUAUUGCCUCCCUAGCAGAGCAUAUACAGCUGUGGAUAUCUCCAUGGACGUUUGAGGAUCAUGUUUAUUUAUAUGAAGAGCUUAGUAGUAUCAUUAAUGAUGUGGAUCCAGCAGUCGUUGUCCUGGAUAGUUGGUUUCGGCCAGCAAUUGAUGUUACGCGCAAGAAAAACCGACAGCAUGCUUUCGUCACCCCGAACACCCUUAUAGAUCAUUUCUUGGGAUUGCAACCUCUCUGGGUCAGACUGUGGAAGUAUCCCGCUCCUUCUUCAGGGUUUAGCUUCCCUGUUCCUCUCAGAAACCUCCCAGAAAACAUAUAUAUGAACGCUCGUUACAUCUACAGCGCCAUGUUUACUCCUGAUGCAUCCACGAAAAGGGCUCGGCUGAGGGAAUUUGGGUUGCAAGAGCCACUGAAUCUGUUCGGGAUGCAUCGCCCAGAUGUUCCCUGGAUCACGCAGAAUACUGAAGGUGCUAUGAUACCAGUGGAUUAUGUCCCUCCUAAUGUUACCUGCGUUGGCCCGAUACUCCUCUCGGGUGCUUCGGCUGCAGAACAAGACCCCGAAACCGCGGCUUGGAUGAAGAGAUCGCCUACUGUUCUUAUCAAUCUUGGUAGUAAUCUCGCCUAUGAUGAGACUAGGGCAACAAUUAUGUCGCUGGCUAUAACGGAGUUGCUCUCCAGGACCGGAGUUCAAGUACUUUGGAAGUUCAACAAGCUGGGCGAGUACCCGGACGCUUUCAUGGAAACAUUAAUACCGCACCUUGAAAGUAAAAGACUCAAGAUGCCGAAUUGGCUUAGAGCAGACCCAUCAUCACUUCUCGAAACAGGAGAUAUCAUCGUUUCAGUGCACCAUGGCGGAUCAAACUGCUACCAUGAAGCAAUCGCGGCUGGUAUUCCACAUGUGAUACUUCCCCUCUGGGCCGACCUCUACAGCUACGCUGCUCUAGCGGAAACGAGUGGCGUGGGUGUAUGGGGCUGUAAGGAUACGACACCAGACUGGACAAGUCAAUGCUUGACUGCAGUCUUUCUUGAGGUCGUGGAAGCGGAUCACGGCGGUGCCUUGAAGAAAGUUGCGGAACAGUUAGGUGAGAGGGUGCAAACGGCCAGGAAGGGGAGGGAUAUUGCAGCGGAUGAGGUUGCCAAGCUGGCAUAUGUGCUAUAA
Fusarium sp. VM40 is the source of this 1536-nucleotide messenger RNA. The record is from the annotation of a GenBank genome assembly. NCBI's taxonomy places the organism in Eukaryota, Fungi, Ascomycota, Sordariomycetes, Hypocreales, Nectriaceae.